AUGGUGCUUACUAUGUUGACCGCAGCUCGAGGUGGUGCUGGAGAUGUUUAUCAAAAUACACAAACUGUUCGAUGUAAUUAUCCUGUUCAUAUUGAAAAUGGUUUUAUUACUGUAUAUAAUGUUACUAUUUGGGAAGAUCAAACAUAUACAGGUACAAUUACUUAUGAAUGUAAUUAUGGUUUUGAAACUGUAUAUGGACGUGAUCAAAUUAUGACUGAAUGUUCAAAUGGUAUAUGGACAAAUGUUACUAGUUGUCAAGAAAUUCCAACAUGUCCAAAACAAGAUUUACUUGAUAUUGAAUCUCAAGUUGAAAAUUCAUAUGUUUAUAAUGUUUCACUUCAGUAUAUUCGUAAUCCAUUAGCAUUUGUUUAUAGUUCAUAUGUUCUUCGCACUUGUUUACCAAAUUUCGAACAUGAUCCAUUAAGUCCACCAUUGAAAAUUCAAUGUCAACGUGAUACUCAUACAUGGACUGGAAUACCAAUAUGUCGAAAAAUUGAACCAAUGACAACUGAAAUGACAAUAACUGAAAAUAAUGAACCAUCAAUAGAAAUUGAUAAUUUAAUAAUGUUAAAAGAAAAUUCUACCAAUAAUCAAUCUCAGACAACAAUAGAAACAGAAAGCAGUACUAUUGUAUUUGAUACGACUCAUACUAUUGUUUGCUAUUCAAAUGAAAUUCCAUACAUUCCAAAUUCAGUUAUAAUUCAAUUACAAUCAAAUAUAACAUAUGAUGUUGGUACUACUCUAGUAUAUGAAUGUCAACCAGGAUAUGAAUCUUUGUCUAAUCAAUCAAGUUUUACGACUUGUUCUAUGAAUGGAACGUGGUCUAUCGAUACAAUUAAUACAACAAUGUGCCAAUUGAGUAGUAUCACUACUGAAGAAACUUUUUUCAAUACGUCGACAGUUCCAUCAAACAUAACAGAUGAGAAUAAAAAUAUUACUGUUAAUCUAGAUGAAAAUUUACCAAUUAUGAAUUUAUCAAAUGAAACAUUAACGUCAGAAAUACGUUCAAUAUCGGCUGGUGAUCGAGAAGUACUUCAUAUUAUUUCAUACUGUAAAGAAUUACCUCAAAUUGAACAUGCUCAAUUAUUACGUGAUGAUACAAUAAAACAUAAUUUUAAUAAUGAAAUAAGUUAUAGUGGUUCACUUGAAUAUAUUUGUCAAUUUGGUUUUAUAAGCGAGAAUAAUAAAAACGAACCAUUUCAAGUAACUUGUCGAAACGGUGUUUUUUAUCCGAAAAUAUUUUGUAUUGAAAAACCUCGUUGUUCACUUCCACCUUCAAUUGAUAUGUCUAGAAAUACAAUUAUUAAUUCUGCAAUAAAUGUAUUUGAUACAUCAACUAAUGAAGCUAUUCCUGGAUCAUUUAUUCUUUUAAAAUGUUUUGAUAAAAAUAAUGAUGAAAAUUCAAAUUUUAAUAUAACUUGUCUAGAAAAUGGUCAAUGGUUAUUACCACCAUCAUCUUGCAUUGUUCCAUUUCAACGUCGAUGUCAAAGUGGAAUUACUAUUCCAAAUGCUCGAACACGAAUCAAUGCGAAAUUAACUACGGAUGGUUAUUACAAUGAUGGAAGCCGAGCUGCAUAUCAAUGUCUGGAAAAUUUUGUUCAUGAUCCUCAAUCAGGUCCAAUACAUAUCCAAUGUAAAAAUGGCCGAUGGGGACCGCGACCAAGAUGUAUUCCAAAUGGUUGUACUGAACCAAUGUCUGAUACAAUUGAAAAUGGUUGGAAAAGUGCUGAAUCUUUUAUUAUAUAUAAUGAUAUUAAAUAUUAUAAAUUAACAAGAUAUUCUUGUCGUGAAAAAGCAAUUUUAGUUGAUUCAUCAUCUCGUGUUAUUGAUAUUGAAUGUCGAAAUAAUAAAUGGCAAUAUACAUCUUUACCUGCCUGUCAACUUGAAGAAUAA
Molecule: messenger RNA, 1893 nt
Organism: Adineta steineri
Lineage: Eukaryota; Metazoa; Rotifera; Eurotatoria; Adinetida; Adinetidae
Source: the annotation of a GenBank genome assembly